This is a messenger RNA of Gymnodraco acuticeps, 2269 nucleotides long. RefSeq lists its product as uncharacterized. The transcript has 4 exons. Lineage: Eukaryota; Metazoa; Chordata; Actinopteri; Perciformes; Bathydraconidae. The record is from RefSeq and is a predicted model, not a curated record. Bases 426 to 2168 code for a protein of 580 amino acids.
GUCCACUUCCUGCUUGGCGCCUCUGCAACGCCUCGCGUCGAAAAUAGACUUGCAUCCUAUUUUGAGCGGAGCCCAGCGGCGAGACGCUUCUGGGACGCUUCUGAGCCGUAAACGCAGCCGUAACGCAACGCAGACGGACCCGGUGGAAUCUAGGGGCCUCCAGGCUCUUCCUCUUGCUAGACGGUUGCAGAAGACACCUUCAACCUACCAGCUUCCUGAUGGCUUUCGACAGGGAACCGAACUUUUCGACAUGCGUGAACCAGUUUCUGACUUCAGACAAGGUACCGAACCCUCCAGGAGAUUCAUCGUGGACCUGAACACCGGUCUGCUGCAAGAACACAUGAGCGAGAUGGACAGGGGAGACGCUUUCAUCCGUCCUCUAGGAAAAGGAUUAGGAGAGAUGGAGGGAAGUCACCUGCUGGCAAAUGAGGUCCCUGAAGAUGUUCCAGCCCAGAAGAGCGUUGGUGGUGCUGGUUGGGGUCCGGGUGGACAAACCCUCUGAUCCUCAUCUCCCAGAUGGUUUCAGACAGGGAACUGAACCCAUGAUGUCUCUCCCAGAUGGUUUCAGACAGGGAACUGAACCUAUUCAUACGGUCCCAGAGAGUUCUAGGGAGGAGAUUCAAUCUAUGAAGUCCAUCCAUGAGGGGCUUAGGCAGGGAACCGAACCUAUUCAUAUGGUCCCAGACGGCUUUGGGCAGGAGAUUACAUCUAAGAUGUCCAUCCCAGAUGGUUUCAGACAGGGAACCGAACCCAGGAUGUCAAUCCCAGAAGGUUUUAGACAGGGAACUGAACCUAUGAUGUCCAACGCAGAAGACUUGAGCCAGGGAACAGAACCUAUUCAUACGGCCCCAGAGAGUUUUAGGGAGGAGAUUCAAUCCAUGAUGUCCAUCCAUGAGGGCUUGAGCCAGGGAACAGAACCUAUUCAUAUGGUCCCAGAUGGCUUUGGGCAGGAAAUUAAAUCUAAGAUGUCCAUCCCAGAGGGUUUUAGACAGGGAACCGAACCUAUGAUCUCCAUCCCAGAAGACUUGAGCCAGGGAACCGAACCUAUUCAUACGGCCCCAGAGAGUUUUAGGGAGGAGAUUCAAUCUAUGAUGUCCAUCCAUGAGGGUUUUAGGCAGGGAACCGAAUCCAUGAUGUCCAUCCCAGAUGGUUUGAGCCAGGGAACAGAACCUAUUCAUAUGGUCCCAGACGGCUUUGGGCAGGAAAUUAAAUCUAAGAUGUCCAUCCCAGAUGGUUUCAGACAGGGAACCGAACCUAUGAUGUCAAUCCCAGAGGGUUUUAGGCAGGGAACCAAACCUAUGAUGUCAAUCCCAGAAGACUUGAGCCAGGGAACAGAACCUAUUCAUACGGCCCCAGAGAGUUUUAGGGAGAAGAUUCAAUCUAUGAUGUCCAUCCAUGAGGGUUUUAGGCAGGGAACCAAAUCCAUGAUGUCCAUCCCAGAUGGUUUGAGACAGGGAACCAAACCGAUGAUGUCAAUCCCAGAUAGUUUUAGGCAGGAAAUCGAACCUAUUCAUAUGGUCCCAGACGGCUUUAGGCAGGGAACCGAACCCAUGAUGUCCAUCCCAGAAGGCUUUAGGCAGGGAACCGAACCCAUGAUGUCCAUCCCAGAAGGCUUUAGGCAGGGAACCGAACCCAUGAUGUCCAUCCCAGAAGGCUUUAGGCAGGGAACCGAACCCAUGAUGUCCAUCCCAGAAGGCUUUAGGCAGGGAACCGAACCCAUGAUGUCCAUCCCAGAAGGCUUAAGGCAGGGAACCGAACCCAUGAUGUCCAUCCCAGAAGGCUUCAGGCAGGGAACCGAACCCAUGAUGUCCAUCCCAGAAGGCUUUAGGCAGGGAACCGAACCCAUGAUGUCCAUCCCAGAAGGCUUCAGGCAGGGAACCGAACCCAUGAUGUCCAUCCCAGAAGGCUUCAGGCAGGGAACCGAACCCAUGAUGUCCAUCCCAGAAGGCUUCAGGCAGGGAACCGAACCCAUGAUGUCCAUCCAGAAGGGCUUCAGGCAGGAACCUAACUAUGAUGUCCAUCCCAGAAGGCUUCAGGCAGGGAACCGAACCCAUGAUGUCCAUCCCAGAAGGCUUCAGGCAGGGAACCGAACCUAUGAUGUCCAUCCCAGAAGGCUUCAGACAGGGAACCGAACCUUUGAUCCCAGAAGGUUUCAGGCAGGCAACUGAACACUCCGCCCCCGAGCUCCAGACAAAGACAGUGGCAUGUAAGGGACAUCAUUAAUGGGAACGGUUAUGAGGUCAAUCCCACACCGCUGACCUCCAAGAUG